This is a messenger RNA of Tetrahymena thermophila SB210, 489 nucleotides long. Its product is annotated as cell surface immobilization antigen. The transcript has a single exon. The record is from RefSeq and is a predicted model, not a curated record. NCBI's taxonomy places the organism in Eukaryota, Ciliophora, Oligohymenophorea, Hymenostomatida, Tetrahymenidae.
AUGACUAUUUUAAAGUUAUUUAUUGCCUCACUUUUAGUAAGCUAAAUAUUCGCUACACAAGGUGCUGAUGUUGCUUGCACUAGUUCGUCAUGCGCAAAUUCUGGAGUUUGCCCAGCUGUUCCAACUGCUCCUACUGGUUUGAACUGGGUAAAUGGUAGUAGUGGAAAUUGUGCCAUUAAUUCAUGUCCUGCAAGUACUUCAUCAGGUCUUACUGGUGCUUCUGAUCUCUUCUGUAAAUCUUGUCCUGGAACUGCUAAUGGCUCAGUUCAAGCCGUCUUUGCUAAUACUGCAUUAACUGGUUGUGUUGCUGCAAGUGCAACUUGUGGUAGUACUAGAACUGCUAAUUAAUGGACUAAUGCCGAUUGCCUUGCCUGUAAUGGAACUAGCGCCUAAUAUGCUAAGUCUGAUAAAUCUGGUUGCCAAGCAACAGCUUUUUCGUCAAUUAUAAUUUUGAGCUCAGUUUUAUUUUUAAUUUCAUUCCUUUUCUGA